Zootermopsis nevadensis is the source of this 3320-nucleotide messenger RNA. The record is from RefSeq and is a predicted model, not a curated record. NCBI's taxonomy places the organism in Eukaryota, Metazoa, Arthropoda, Insecta, Blattodea, Termopsidae.
GAAUAGUGUGUUUCUGAACGGAAAUAUGAUGGUUAACCGCCAUUUUUGUUAGGUUUGUUGUUUGAUGCUACGUGUGUUUAUCGGGGUGAGUUUUGGUAAUUAAUUACAUCGAUUGUUGUUUCAAGAUCAGUGGUGAAGAAUGUCAAAGAAGUUUAGUUUAGGUGAUAAAGUCUUUGCCAAAGUGCGUGGAUACCCUCCAUGGCCUGCAAAAGUUGUUGGAGUAGCAGAUGCAACUGUGAAUAAAGCCAAGUAUCAUGUAUCAUUCUAUGGAACUGGAGAAACUGCUGUGUGCAAGGUGGAGGACUUGUUCUUGUAUGUGGAGAAUAAAGGAAAAUAUGGUAAACCACUGAAAAGAAAAGGCUUUAAUGAAGCUCUCGCAGAAGUGGAGCAAAUACUGAGUGGGGCAGUGACUGAGAAACCAACCGUAUCAGCAGCAGCAGCAGCAUCAGACAUUUCUGACACUAAGCCAACAGGUGGAGUUGAAGAUGCAGACAGUGACCAUGAAUUUGCACUUGUUAUUGAUGAAACACCACAGCAUACAACACCUGCAAGCAAACAAAGUCGUUCUGCGUCAGCAGAUGAAAAAAAGAAAGCUGCUGCAAAACGUAAACGUGAAAGUGAAGGCACUACUGAGCAUGAAACAGAGGCAAAACGUGCAAAGCGGGGUUCAAUUCAAUCGUCACGAAAGUCAGCUUCUAACACUAGCGAGUCUUCUGUGAAAUCAUCAGAGCAAUCUCUGGCUGCAGCUGUUGGAGCUAAUGCAAAUUCUAAUACUCUCAGUGCUGCGACACAGUCUCCUCCAAAACAAGAACUUGUUAGUCGGUCUGGACGAAAGAUCAAACCUAAGAAGUUUCUUGAUGAAGAGACUUUUGAAGGAGGACCUGGAGGCGUUCCAGAAACAAAUGGUAGUCCAAAGACGGUGACAGCAUCUAAAUCUUCAGCAGAUGGAGAUGGAAAACCAGGAUCGCUUCGUGGUUCAAAGAGGUUGUCUGUUAAAGGCAAUGUUGCUGCUACUCAAAGUGAACAUCCUAGUCCAGCUCCUGAUGAUGAACAUCCCGAGGCUAAUGCACCACCAAGUGAAAAGAGGUCAGAGCGGAAUGCUGCCUUCAAGGCUGUUGAUUCUCAUCCUUUUACAGCUUUGAUUUAUAUGGCAGGUGCUGAAGCAGCACAGGGAGCAAGGAAAGAUGGUGAAGUGGCAGCUGAUGAAGUGGAAGGAGAUAAUGUGAAUCCCAAUCCUUAUAAAGGAGUGGUGUUGAUAGCAAAGACUCUUUCAGGGCAUGUUGUCGAAAUAAAAGUAGACCAGGAUCGCCCGAAGUCUUUCAAGAAUGAGAAGGCUCGAGUGAUGUGGGAUGAGGCAGUAUACCGAAAUGCACUCCGAUUGAAAUCACAGAUUGAGAGUGGAGAGUUCAUUCCUGAAGACAUCAAGAAGCAAAUAAAACGUAAUAUCCAGUUGAAAAACGAAGAAAAAUUAAUUCUCAGGAAGGAUCGUGUUAUGGACCGGAAAAAGAAUAAGCUGAAAUGGCUAAAAAUGGAAUCUCGCCUUGUACAAUUGGAUGCACUAGUUAAAUGUAGUCUUGGUUUGACUAAGGCUGAUCCAGACAGUUGUUUGACUCAGCUGGAUGAAAUCUCAACACUGACAAUUGAUCCCCUUAUGCUGAAGAAACAUCCACAGGUUGUGGAAACUAUCAAGAAGCUGAGAAGAUACAUUGGAAAUAUUUCUGAAUGGAAUUAUGAUGAUGAGCAGAAAACAAAAUUUGCAACAAAGGCUGGUCAAAUAAGAAAAAAAGCAGAUCACAUCUAUAAUAGGUUUAAAACAAUGUUCACCAUCCCAGAAGGUAGAACUUUCUGGCAGGCAUUUGCUGAUCAUGUAACAUUAUUCAAGCAACAUACAAGUCAUCUCAGCCCUGAUAAGGUUUAUUCACUCACUGUGGACCCAUUAGUAAGCAAAACCAUUCCUGAAUCGGGAUCAUCAGAAGGAGAACAAACAGGAAAUCAUAAAUCCACAGAUGAAGGGGCUGAAGAAGAUUCUGAAGAAGAAGAAGAGAACAGAGCACCAGAAUUGAAAAAGCUACCAAGUCGGGAUGAAGCAAGACGAAGAUGAAAUUGCUUUGGCAGUGCAGGUGUGAUCAUCCAACAUUUCAGUGACCCAAAACUUUGUUUUUAAGGUAGCAUAUGCAUGUAUGUGUGGGAACAAUCAUUGGAUAAAGCAGUUGUCAUUCACAUUUUUUGCCACAGUGAUGCCCACUGUCAUUUCUUGUGACUCAUUAGUACAUUGAUAACCCAUUUUGUUAACCGGAUAGUCUGUAGAUGCAGAUAUAAAGUUGCGUAGCAUUUCUUUCUAGUUGUGUUUCAUAAUAAUGAAAAAGAAUCUGUUUUAUGACUUGACCAUUCUAUCUAGUAAUAUGUGUGUCAGUGGUACAGUCUAUUACUGAAUUUUGAUGAAUUUAAUUAAUUAGAAUUUUUACAAACAUUGGGCUUGGAACAAUACUUUCAAAUAUUAUUUGUUUUAUUUGGAGUGCUAGCAAUAUCUUAUCCCAUAAGUAUUCACUGUACUGGAAAACUGUUGUCACAGUUUAUAUAAUUUAAGAAUGUAAACAUUUCGUUUUGUAACAUUAUUUGAAGUGAACCAUUGGCUGUCAAAGCCCCAGCAGCAAAAAUGCUGGAUUUCUUGAACCCCUGCUGAAAACAGUAGGGACACUUCCUUAUUUAUGUUACAUGAUGGAACACGAUUUCCCUCGUCUUCGAUACUACAUGGCUUCUACAAGUGGUACAGUGCUGUCAUAAAGUCUUUAUUAGUUGCCAGUAGAAGCAAAUAUCCGCAGUAACUUGGUACUUCACACAUGUAUGGAGAGUACUACAAACUAAUGCUGAUAUUUAAGCAGUCGUAUGUACUGCAUAAUUUCAGAAAGUUGUGCACAUGUAGUUAGAUAUUUCAUGAAUCUCUAUGAUCAGUCAAUACAUUCACUGCCACCUUUACUAAGUGCGUAACUGAUCCCAGUAGUUGGUGUAUUUUUUAGGGGAUUGUGUGAAAUAUAAUAUACCUCUUAGUAGUUGCACUGUUAUAUUUGAUUUUCUUCAAAGAAACUGUCAAAAUGCUGCAUGAUAUAUGCAUCAGUGCCACUGUUAAAUUGUGAACAUACUCUAAACCGGUGAAUGUGCAUGUUCAUACUUCGUUUAUGAGGGUUUACAUUGCUGUAUAAUUACAUAGAAAUACAGAAUUAGUUUCUGUUGUAGGCAAAUAAUAGUUCAGUCCAGCUAAAUUAUUCAUUGCUGAAGUUGCAUUAUGCACUGUAUUUGAAUAAAAAUUACCUAAAAUUUCA